Messenger RNA from Vollenhovia emeryi, 3721 nucleotides. RefSeq names its product plexin domain-containing protein 2. Bases 650 to 2641 code for a protein of 663 amino acids. The transcript is spliced from 9 exons. The record is from RefSeq and is a predicted model, not a curated record. NCBI's taxonomy places the organism in Eukaryota, Metazoa, Arthropoda, Insecta, Hymenoptera, Formicidae.
GGUACCGGUUUGAGGAGCGAGUCGCGCUUCAGGACUAGCUUCGCGCGAACCAGUAGAUUCGCUCGAUUCGUCCCUCCGCUCCGUUCGCGUCAGUGUGCCGCGCGACCCGCAGUUAAUCGCUCGUUCGCUCGCGGCUCUCACCCCGAUUCUCUGCCGACGACGCGCCGACAGCUUCCGCAAAAGCUACUCGCGGAGCAAUUCGAGGGGAGCUCGCGCGCUCCGCUGCGAAAUCGCCCUCCUGCUGCGAGAACCGCUCGCUCGUUAACGCGGCGGCGCGCUCGCCUUUCCCAUCUUUCCCUCGGCCCUUCUGCUUUCUACACCGUCUCUCUUUCGCGUCGAGUCACCCUUCGGCUCCCUGUCCUUCCUCUUCGUCCGGCUCUCCCUUCGCCACCCGCGCCUUUGUGCCUUGUUCCAUUCUUCCACGUUCUUCCGCCGCCGCCGCCGCCGCCACCGCCGCAAGUGCGCGCUCGCUCGCUCGCUUUUCCGUCGCGCUCCGCUUCGCGUUCGCCUCGUCGCGUCGGCGAGCGUGCCCUGCCGAGGGGACUCCCGCGACGCCUCGCGCGCGUUGAGUUUUGAAGUUUUCGCGCGAAGCGAAGGCAGGACGGAAUAAGAGAGACCCUUUGGUCGUCGUGUCAACGUUGACGCAAGUAUGGCGCGUGAGGAGAAACGAUGGUGCUACUUUGACGGUGCGAACGGACGUGGAAGGCCGACGUGGAUCCCGCUGCUACUUGUUGUCCUGUGCGCUCUCCUGGCCGGAUCCUUGGCGGCCGCCGAGCACGACCACUCUUACUACAGUUACGCUGGAUGGAAUGGCAAGUCGUCGUUCGAUCACCUGUUUUCAAAUAUCAGGCUGAUCGACGGCGAGGAUGUAGCGAGGGUACGCCGUGCGGCACCUGACAAAUCGGUGGUGGCAACCGAGCAGAAAGCAGAAUUACUUAAGGACCAACCUUUGACGCAGCCGCAACCACAGCAACAGCAGCAACAGCAGCAGCCACCACAACCGCAUCAGGAACCCCAGCAGCAACCACAGCAGCAAUCGCAACCACAACAGCCGCAGCUACAACAACCGCAGAAACAGCAACAGCAACCGCAGAAGCAGCAGCAGCAACCAGCCUCACCAACACAACCGGCGACGUCAAACACAACCAAUGCAUCCACCGACGUAACAUACUCGGCGGCUUACUCGACCAGCGAUGCCACGUCCACCACUGUUCGGCCAUCCGGCUCUGUCUCUAGCCCCAAGCCGGAUUUUAAGAAGAAGGCGUCGCAGGCAGCAAACCCUGCAACCGACACAACGCUGCACAUAUGGGCGAAUCGUACCCUGUCGAUACGCAAUAUCACCGACACUGGCGAGGUGAAGCAGUCGGAACCGCCGGCGGCAAAGAACGCGGCAGAGGACGCGAUGAAAAUCGACGAUAUUGACGAUAUUUCGAUCAGCAAAUUUUCUGACGUGACUAAUACCACGCUCAUGCAGAACAACAUCACCAAGAUGGUCAACGACACGCAUCAGUAUUACAACAGCACUUUUAUCAUCAACGACGGCAUUUGCAAGAAAUACUGGGUCGACUUGGAUAAUCACCCGGAUCUGAGGGUCAAUCAUCUGCUCAGUCAGAGCCAUCGACGUGCUGCGACCGUUAAGCUCACGUUCGACUUCCCAUUCUACGGCUACAACGUGCGCAAUAUCACUAUCGCUACCGGCGGUUUUCUGUACACCGGCGACUACGUGCACAGCUGGCUGGCUGCCACCCAGUACAUUGCACCGCUCAUGGCGAAUUUCGAUACCCGCCUGUCAAACACCAGCUACGUCAAGUACGCUGACAACGGUACGGCGUUUACGGUCGAAUGGGAGAAGGUGGUGCUGCAGGACAAGCCAGCAGACGGAGAGUUCACUUUCCAGGUGACCUUGCAUCAGAACGGAGACAUCGUGUUUGUCUAUUCGGUGAUACCGCUCCCUCUCAAGGAAAUCGAGGACACGAUGCAUCCCGUCAAGGUCGGCCUAAGCGAUGCCUACAUCAUGGACCGAACCGUGUUCUUUGUGCGCCGGAAAACCAUUUACGAGUACCACCGUGUCCACUUCGACCGGCAGGACAUAAAGAACUGCACGGUCAUCUCCCUGAAAGCAUUGCCCACGUGUCUCAAUUUCGACAAUUGCCGGGACUGCCUGACGAAGGUGCAACCCGACUUCGACUGUAAGUGGUGUCCGGACUUGAACAAAUGCAGCACCGGCACAUCCCGACAGAAACAGGAGUGGUUACAGAAGGGUUGCGACAAGCGUAACAUCAAGGAUGCGGAUAAUUGUCCGGCGCAGAUAACGACUUACAGAGGGCCCUAUCAGUAUGACCACGAUGGUCACGUGCAUCCAGAAGAGUCAAUCGCCUCCAACGAGAUGGGCAUAAAGCAAGAGCGAUCUGGCAGCAGUUCCCUGGAGAGCCCUGCUUCGAACAAGGUGAACAUGAGCGUUUCCGGGAUAAUCGGUAUUCUCACCGUCGUCGCUUUUGUGGUGGGUCUCGCGGGUUGGGGGGUAUACGCCUAUCGCAAUCCUCACAGCCCAUCAGGACAGAUGCUGAUCAGGUAUCGUCCGAGCCAAUGGAGCUGGCGAAGAGGCGAGGCUCGUUAUACGGCCGCGACUAUUCACAUGUAAUGAGGUGUCGCCGAAGAUCCAGUCACAGUCAAUGCGAAACUGUUGAGUAAAUUUCCUAUUAAUUGUAGCCGAACAUGUCAAAUAAGUCUGCGGGAGCGUCGACAGUGCGUCGCAAAAUGUCUACUCGCGAUGACCCGUUGCUCGUCAGAUUUGCAAUACGAAAUAAUCGCUUUUCUCAUGCGACGAAUUCCAGGCGGAAUCGAUUAAUUGACAAGCGACAAGCGAAUACCUUUUUAGUUCUUUUAGAUUUGACCGAUAUGUCGAGAGCGGUAUUUUAACAAUUUGACAGUAUACAAAGAUAUAUGAGAAUUUAUCGUAUAUAUAUGAUGGUAUUUUAAUUUAAGAAGAAAUUACUUAGAUGACAUUAAUUAAGAUUAGCUAAGAGAAAUUUAUUCCGCUGGAAAUUGUGAAACUUCUGUUUACUUACGACGAGAAUUUGCGACUAAUCAAUCACUAUCGAUCGGUAUGGCGUGUACACAUAUCAAUCUGACAAAUGAAAAGUUCGCUCCGCGCGAUCGCACUGAACGGGGAAAAUUUUUUGAGACACUGUUAACCGUAUCGUUUGCGACAGUAGCAUUUUCUAAAAGCAACGAUUAAUAUCGAUACAAUUUUGCCGAGUUUAUUUAGAUGUCAAACGUAUGCAGAAUCAUUUAUCUUAUGUUCAUUCGCAAAUAGAAGAAAUGCGAUGUUCGACGUGGAGUCCCUUCUUGCAUACCAGUGGCGUCGGAAAACGUAUUUGGCAAAAUAAUCCCGAUAUUAGACCGUGCUUUGAAACACGAUCGAUGACACAAGCCGCAGAGGGCAAGGGCCGUUGUCGUUUCGAUGGACUAACGUUUCGAAGAAUCACGUUCACGGUUCUCCGCGAUAUCAAAAGAAGCUGGUCGUAAUCGAGACACGGAUCACCGGGAACGUCGAGCAUUUAUGUGAUUCUUAGCAGCACGUGGUAUACCUUGUUAUUGUUUAAGAAUUCGUUUUCUUUUUUUUUAUCGCUAGGCAAAUUGCAAUAAUUGUUUUAUACAUACGUAAUGAUCACGGCAAGAAGAGAGCAACGUUUUGAGAAGGUAAAGAACAAAAGAAAAA